CAUGACAUGGUAUUACACCAUCACACGAGUGUUUAUCUCUCCCAGUUUUCGUUUACCCACUGAUCAUUACCAGCCUAGCUCAGUCGCUCUUCAUAUGACGACACGGGCUUUGCGUAGCAUCCAUGACAGAGCGACUGCUAUACUUGAUGAGGCGGUAGAUGUACAGGGAUACCAUGACGCUUGUUCAGGCAUUGUUUCACUGUGUGCUGAUGUAUUGGGUCGAGUCGAUUAUGGAUAUAUGGCCGCGUCUCAGCAUUCCACUGCAUCUACAUCCGCAGCAGGGUCUUCUCAGGCAGUCCGACGUGAUAGAGUUGUUCUUCAGCCUCGUAACCAGCGCAGACGUCCCCGAGCACAACUACAUGAGCUUCAUGAUGAUGAUGAUCACGUUGAGUUAUGAUAUUUGUAUUUCACUUAUUGUGUGAAAGUUGUAGUAUGCACUAGCAGAUCGAAUCAUUUUGGGAUACACCAGAUUUAUUAUAACUUUUAUGGAUCAUAC
Messenger RNA from Cuscuta epithymum, 496 nucleotides. The record is from the annotation of a GenBank genome assembly. Lineage: Eukaryota; Viridiplantae; Streptophyta; Magnoliopsida; Solanales; Convolvulaceae.